Molecule: messenger RNA, 2288 nt
Organism: Styela clava
Lineage: Eukaryota; Metazoa; Chordata; Ascidiacea; Stolidobranchia; Styelidae
Product: transmembrane protein 180-like
Source: RefSeq, a predicted model, not a curated record
AAAUACUUGAAUGAAUGAGAAAAAGUCCAAAAUUCUGGUGGCAUGUUAGUGAUACCACAAUACUGCAAUAAUCAUGCCACGUCUACACUGUUUUGCUGAUUUUGCUAAUUUGCAGAGUAGGUUGCUUACAGAUUUCAGCGAACGUUGCGAGUUAAAACCGUCGUUUUAUUACAGGUUAUACAGUAUUAAAAUACAGGUAGAUUAUUCACCAAAUUGUGCUUGUAUUAUACAAGCCUUAAAAGUUAUUGGCUUGAUUUGAUCGGUGCCGGUAAUAAUGCCAUUUCACAAAAAUGCAGUUGCCUAUGCUGCAACCAGUUUUGCAUCGUCUAUGAUGAAUUCCAUCUUCUUCUUCUAUUACGUGAAACUUUUUCUGGACAGAUAUCACGUCUCGGAGCCAUGGUUUCAAUUUGCACAGGUUGUCUACAUGUUGUGGAAUGCAAUCAAUGACCCACUGUUUGGUUAUUUCCAAGAUCAGUCAACUUGGGACUUUUGUAGCAAUCGACAAAAAUCUAUAUUAUAUGGUGCUCCCCUCUGGGCCCUUUGUUUUCUGUUACCAUGGUUUCCAUGGGGAAAUUACGAAGAAGGUAACUGGUUGGCAGGUGUACAUCUGAUGGUGACAUUGUGUGCAUAUGAUGCGCUAUUAACAUUCGUACUUUUGUCACAAUGUGCAAUUUUUGCUGAAAUAUCUGUCCAACAUGAAGACAGAUUGAGACUUGUUAAGUAUAGCCAGAUUGCAUCUGCGAUGGGAAACACUGGUGUCUUCUUUUCCGGAAUUGUUUCGGAUAACAUGAAUAAUAUGUUCAAUUUACAAAUAUAUUGUGUGCUUAUAGCUCUCAUUGCAUGGGCCAGUAUGAGGUACUGUGCAUUGAAUACAAGGACAAUGUAUGAUAACAAAGGAAAAGAACCUUCGAAAACUCCAUUAAUUGAACAAAAACAAAAAAGAGAAGAAGAAAAAUUGAGUUUCAAAGGAGCUUGCGUUAUCACUUGGCAGAUUCUGAAAAAUAGAAACUUUAUCGCUUUUGUUAUAAUGAAUUUCUUUCAGGUUCUCCAUGUUACAUUCGGAGCAAAUUUUCUUCUAAUUUUUGCCAAUCAUCUUAUUCCACAAGAUGUUCUACCGUCAGUUGCAAGAAGUGCUGUUUAUGGGGCAUCUUUUGUACUUCCCCAGUUGAUGAUUCUGUUAGGUGGAGGAAUUAUUGCAAAGUUUGGAUCAUAUAAAGUUAUUCUUAUAUCUUUCAUGGUUCAAAUAUUCCUCGGAAUAACUUUGUAUUUUGUCGGAAGAGAACAUUAUUAUUUCUUAGCUUUGUUCUUCAUAUUAGAUAUGAGUAUUCCUCAUGCAGCUUUUAGUCUCUUUAAUAUCCCACUGUCAGAUAUUAUUGAUGAAGAUAUGAAUGUUAACAAGGCGAGGUAUCCACGAUCGUCAAUGGUAUUUGGUACAAACGCUCUCAUCACAAAACCAGCAAAUUCAUUUGCACCAAUGUUAGUGGUGGCUAUACUGAACAAAUAUGGUUAUGAAGCCCUGAAGGAAUACGGAGUGCCAGGAGCCGUAGUACCAUCUGGUGUUACUCCUCCUGAUCAGUCAGAGAUCGCAGAACUCCAUAACGUAAUGUUUAAAAUAAUGUGUACUUUCCCAAUCGUACUUUCAAUUAUACAACUGUUAGCCUGGAGUACGUACAAACUGAAGUCUACCCAUGUCACGGAGGCAAAAUAUAUGGACACAUGAGACAGUUUUUAUUACACUGGUGAUAUUUUUCAUGCUCGCUGCCUAUAUAGGUGUCAGAAAAUGAGUGAUAUUAUGUUGUUUUUUUGGUACAUUUAGUUAUUUUUAAUUCCAAGUCUUGUCAUCAAGUCAGUUCUCUCAGUAUGUUUGUUUUAAUCAGAAUAUUUACUUCAUUCAAUACACCUUUACAUGCCAUUAAGUACAUGAAGCCUAUCAAAGUUCUUAUACGUUGAAAGAUAUUAUAAUUGGAGCAGUCUAAAAAAUUAUGCUGAAUUAUAUUUUACCUUAGGAUAAGAACUUGUGCUUUAUAUCUCACAAUCACUCACCCAUAUUACUAAAAAAGCGAUUCCUCCCGUCUUGAAAAUAAACUUUUUACAAAGAUUUCCUCUUAUAUGUACUUGAUGCUGCCUAGCUAUCUUUUACACAUAAUGCUGUGAGAUUAGACCUUUGCAUACAAAAAUUUACUCUUAUUUUAAGUUUUCAAUUGACUUGACUGCUCUGCAAGUCUAAACAUUGAGCACUUACAUAUUAUCUUGCUUUUAUGCUUUGAAUAUAAUUAUCUGGCAAAAAA